AUGUAUGUGACAAAUUCAACAAAUCAUAUGAAAGUGGAAAACGUGUCACUUUUCUGCGCGAAAGAAAAUGCUACGCUAACAACCGUAAAUUCGAACGCUGAAAGAGAUUUCCUUUACGAUUUGAUCAGUCAUAGUACGUAUUAUCCGAGCAUAGCGAGUUACAAAGUGUUGAUUGACGUACAAAACGACAAAUGGGUAGAUAGUAACAUAUUGCUUUAUACGGAUUGUGAAACGAAAUAUCCGAGUUCCAGUGAAUGUACCGCGAUUAGAGUAGAAUCGAAUGGUAUCAUGGCAAAAAUAGGCAAAUGGACGAGAAUGAACUGUGACGAAAGCGUAUUUGCUUUUUUAUGCAAAACAAAGGCGAACAAAUUACCAGUACUGCAUAGGCAAUGCUUGAAAGGCUACGUUUAUCGUCCACGUACUGGUCUCUGUUAUGCGAUAAAAUCACCAAAAACAAAUACUACGGCCUAUGAAACAGCUGCUAUUAGCUGCCAGGAUGAACUUGGAAUGCUGGUUUCUGUACAUUCUACAGAAGAAACGGAAUUUAUCACCAGAGAGUUGGUACCUCAAAGGUCGAAUGUGACAAGGAUAUAUCUUGCUCUGAUUUAUAAUUUCGAUAAAAAUGGCGGAUAUUCCUGGGCAGAUGGAACGAUAUUUGAUUAUCAAAAUUGGAAUCCAACGAAAGCUAGACAAAAUGCGGAAAACUCCUGUGUCGAAAUGGAUCCGAAGACUGGAUUCUGGGACCAGAUUCCGUGCAUUCGAAAGAGCAAGCAUGACAACACUCACACUGCUGACAAUGCAGGAAUCAUUUGUCAAACACUCCCAAUAUUUCAUUAA
This is a messenger RNA of Loa loa (African eye worm), 837 nucleotides long. RefSeq lists its product as hypothetical. NCBI's taxonomy places the organism in Eukaryota, Metazoa, Nematoda, Chromadorea, Rhabditida, Onchocercidae. The record is from RefSeq and is a predicted model, not a curated record. The transcript is spliced from 4 exons. The coding region runs from base 1 to 837 and encodes 278 amino acids.